AUGGCGCAACAAGAGCAAGUGCCUGUAGCAAGUAAAACUGGACAAACAAUUUCCGGAGUUUUAACAACUACUCCUAAUUUGGAGGAAAAGAAAAGAUAUGACAAUGUUCAUCGAUUUAAAAAGAACAUUUUAAGUAAGCCAAGUUUCAUUGCACAGACAGAAAGUGAACAAGAUCUGUUUGCAGCCGAAGAUGAUGAGGAGGAUGUGAUUUGUCUUUACUGCAAUGAUUUAUUUAGAAAUUCUCGGUCCAGAGAGAAGGGGGGGUUCUGCAAAAGUAAAAAAGUUUAUUUGUGA
Messenger RNA from Diabrotica balteata, 294 nucleotides. NCBI's taxonomy places the organism in Eukaryota, Metazoa, Arthropoda, Insecta, Coleoptera, Chrysomelidae. The record is from the annotation of a GenBank genome assembly.